AGAGAGGCCUGUGGGGGAGCCAGGCAGCAGAAGCAGGACUCACGGCCAGGUCAGAGAACUGCAAAGGCCAGAGGUCAUACUUCUGCCAAAAGGUACUGCCCUUUCUUCCUCCAAGGGCCACAACCAGUUCACCUGGGAGAUGGAUGCUCCGGAGGUUUACAGGGGCAGAUGAACACUUGUAAAGUGUUCCAUCUUUGAAGAUUGGUGGACAGUUUGUAGCGGAUCUGCAGCCCCAGUCUCUGGACCUGGCAUAUGAGGGAAGCAGCUCCGAGUAAUCUUAACAAGUGACUUCAGGCUCCUGCUUUUGAGCUGGGGGUGGCCCAGCCUGUAGCCCAGAGUCAGCUCUCUCCUUUCCCAAGUAUCUCUGCAAAAGAGGAUGCUAUAGCAUGGCCUAGUGUGGAGCAUAUGACUUUGGAGUCAGACAUCCUUGGCCUUGGUUCUCAGCUGUGCUACCUCUUAGCUCUGGAACUCUGAGUAAAUGAUACUCAGACUGGAACUUAGACCAUCGGUUCUCCUGGGUUUCCAGCUUGCCACCUGCAGAUCUUGGGACUUGUCAGCCUCCAAAACCACGUGCCUGACCGACGUCCUCUCCCCGGGGGAGCUGGUGUGGACGGAGGAGGGGCGUGCUGGUCACCAUGACAACAGAGACAGGCCCCGAUUCUGAGGUGAAGAAGGCUCAGGAGGAGGCCCCACAGCAGCCCGAGGCCGCCGCCGCUGCGACCACCCCUGUGACCCCUGCAGGCCACGGCGGCCACCUGGAGGCCAACUCCAAUGAGAAGCACCUGCCCCAGCAGGACACUCGGCCUGCUGGACAGAGCCUAGACAUGGAGGAGAAGGGGUAUGGGGAGGCUGAUGGCCUGUCAGAGAGGACCACGCCCAGCAGAGCCCAGAAAUCACCCCAGAAGAUUGCCAAGAAGUACAAGAGUGCCAUCUGCCGAGUCACUCUGCUCGAUGCCUCUGAGUACGAGUGUGAGGUGGAGAAACACGGCCGGGGCCAGGUGCUGUUUGACCUGGUCUGUGAGCACCUCAACCUCCUGGAGAAGGACUACUUCGGCCUGACCUUCUGUGACGCCGACAGUCAGAAGAACUGGCUGGAUCCCUCCAAGGAAAUCAAGAAGCAGAUCCGGAGCAGCCCUUGGAAUUUUGCCUUCACAGUCAAGUUCUACCCCCCUGACCCUGCCCAGCUGACAGAAGACAUCACAAGAUACUACCUGUGCCUGCAGCUGAGGGCGGACAUCAUCACGGGCCGGCUGCCAUGCUCCUUUGUCACACAUGCCCUGCUGGGUUCCUACGCCGUGCAGGCGGAGCUGGGCGACUAUGACGCCGAGGAGCACGUAGGCAACUAUGUCAGCGAGCUCCGCUUCGCCCCCAACCAGACCCGGGAACUGGAGGAGAGGAUCAUGGAGCUGCACAAGACGUACAGGGGCAUGACUCCAGGAGAAGCAGAAAUCCAUUUCUUAGAGAACGCCAAGAAGCUUUCCAUGUAUGGAGUAGACUUGCACCAUGCUAAGGACUCCGAGGGCAUCGACAUUAUGUUAGGAGUCUGUGCCAAUGGCCUGCUCAUCUACCGGGACCGGCUGAGAAUCAACCGCUUCGCCUGGCCCAAGAUUCUCAAGAUCUCCUAUAAGAGGAGUAACUUUUAUAUCAAGAUCCGGCCUGGGGAGUAUGAGCAGUUUGAGAGCACCAUUGGCUUUAAGCUCCCAAACCACCGGUCAGCCAAGAGACUGUGGAAGGUCUGCAUAGAGCACCACACAUUCUUCCGGCUGGUGUCACCCGAGCCCCCGCCCAAGGGCUUCCUGGUGAUGGGCUCCAAGUUCCGAUACAGUGGGAGGACCCAGGCGCAGACCCGCCAGGCCAGCGCCCUCAUUGACCGGCCCGCACCCUUCUUCGAGCGUUCCUCCAGCAAACGGUACACCAUGUCCCGCAGCCUUGAUGGAGCGGAGUUCUCCCGCCCAGCCUCGGUUAGUGAGAACCAUGACACGGGACCUGACGGUGACAAGCAGGAGGAUGGCGAGUCUGGGGGUAGGCGGUCAGAGGCCGAGGAAGGAGAGGUCAGGACCCCCACCAAGAUCAAGGAGCUAAAGUUCUUAGACAAGCCAGAGGAUGUCUUGCUCAAGCACCAGGCCAGCAUCAACGAACUCAAGAGGACCCUGAAGGAACCCAACAGCAAACUGAUCCACCGGGACCGAGACUGGGAGCGGGAGCGCAGGCUGCCCUCCUCGCCCGCCUCCCCCUCCCCCAAGGGCACCCCUGAGAAAGUCAACGAGCCCGUGAAAACGGAAACCAUGACGGUCAGCAGCCUGGCCAUUAGAAAGAAGAUUGAGCCUGAGGCUGUCCUGCAGACCAGAGUCAGCACUAUGGACACCAGCCAGCAGGUUGAUGGGACUGCCCCAGGGGGAAAGGAGUCCAUAACAACUGCUCCCUCCAUCACCACGGAGACCAUAUCGACCACCAUGGAGAACAGUCUCAAGUCCGGGAAGGGGGCAGCCGCCAUGAUCCCAGGCCCACAGACGGUGGCCACGGAUAUCCGUUCUCUUUCUCCGAUCAUCGGGAAAGAUGUCCUCACCAGCACGUACGGCGCCACCGCGGAAACCCUCUCCACCUCCACCACCACCCAUGUUACCAAAACUGUGAAAGGGGGGUUUUCUGAGACGAGGAUCGAGAAGCGGAUCAUCAUCACUGGGGAUGAAGAUGUUGAUCAAGACCAGGCCCUGGCUUUGGCCAUCAAGGAGGCCAAACUGCAGCAUCCUGACAUGCUGGUAACCAAAGCUGUCGUAUACAGAGAAACAGACCCGUCCCCAGAGGAGAGGGACAGGAAGCCACAGGAAUCCUGACCUCUGUGAAGAGAUGCUGGCGUUUCUGGUCCAACCCAAGCCAGAGAACCGUUAAGAAGGGGCCUUCAUUCUGGAUUCUCCGACUCAACACCGAAGUCCCAGCUGUGACGUACUGUCACCGAAAAGGAACUGGGAAAGGAAAAGCAUAUAUAUAGAGAUAUAUAUAGAUAAAGAUAUAUAUACGGGAAACGCCGCGUCCUUGCCCCGCUGCUGGGGCUGGUCACGCAGUCGGCCGGCAGCAACAACCAUCUGGACACCUACAUUUUCUUUGCAGACAAAUUGAUGAACUGGUGGGAUUUUUCAGGAAAAAAAAAAAUAUAUAUAUAUGUAAUGACAAUAAUCUCUCGCUCCCCCUUUCGAAGCCCUGUGGAACGACAAAAGCAAGCCAGACCACAGUGACCGUAGGAGUACAAAACCAUCCUGGUUCUGCACGUGACCUUGCGUGGACGAGCAUCCCAUUUGUCCUAAAGUGUGUGCUGUCCACUCCAGUGCAAAGGAAGCACUUUUGCGGCCAAGCAAGAGAAGUCGCGGCAGCAAGACAUGCACCGUCAACCGUUUGCCGAGAAAGAAAGAAAAUCCCCCACUCAGAAAGGAGGAGGAACACUGGAUUAUUAUUUUUUGGGUCUUGACACUGGGCUGCAAAAUCCACCUUCCUUUCUUCCGCCUCCCCUCCCCCUCGACUCCCGCGUCUUGUCAUUUCUGUCUCGGCUCCCCCUCCCCCUCCCCCACCCUCUGUAUCCUGGUCCUGCCAAGGGCCGCUGCAGAUGACUCUGGUUUGGAACAAGAAAAAGAAAAGAAGGCAAGAGCAGAAAACCCAGCCACAGGAAGGAAAGUAGACAGUGUAUGUUCAUGGGUUCUCAUUACGAGGGUGCGGCUUGUAGAUGUGUAUGGAUGUGCUUUUAAGUUAUGUAUAUGACAUAUAACAGGAAACAAAUAUUAAAAUAAACAGUGCUGGUAAGUAUGAAGCUGACAUUUUAAAAAUUAUAAUUAUCCGACUGUGAUUGAUGUAUCCCAAGGUUCUUAGAUCUCACUGAACCGGCCCAGCCGAGGAGACCUGGACUCUGGCCAUGGGUUGCUCGCAGUAGGAGCUGAUGGUUCAGCGUAGUAAUACAGUG
Molecule: messenger RNA, 3949 nt
Organism: Callorhinus ursinus (northern fur seal)
Lineage: Eukaryota; Metazoa; Chordata; Mammalia; Carnivora; Otariidae
Source: RefSeq, a predicted model, not a curated record